AUGGACCAAAACAAUGAACACUUCAACAAACCAAUAGACAUCUCAGAACUACUUGCUGCACUUCAAAGCUGUAAAAGCAAAAGCCCCGGCCCUGAAUCAACCAAACUACUUACCAAAGAACAAUGUGGCUUCAGAAGAAACCACUCAACAUUAGAUGCAUUAACUUCAUUACACACUGAUAUUUGCUCAGCGUUCAGACGUAAUCAUCAUCUCAUCACAAUAGCCUUGGACAUAACAAAUGCAUACGACACUGUAUGGAAAAAAAGAGUAUUGACAAUUCUCCAUUUACGGAAAAUAAACGGCAACCUCCUCAAAUUCAUAAAAAACUUCUUAGCAGACCGAACAUUUAGUGUCAAAGUCAACGACAAGACCUCAUCAACACACACCAUUGAAAAUGAACUUCCACAAGGGUCUAUACUUAGUGUCACUCUCUUCCUGGUAGCAAUAAACAACAUAUGCAAUAACCUACCUAAACCAGCCAAAUUCAUUCUCUUUGCCGAUGACUGCAUCAUAUAUUGCAGUAGAUCACAAAUUAUAACUACUACUCUUUUCCUCCAACAAGCACUCGAUUCUCUUGCCAGGUGGUCUUCUGAAACUGGUCUCAGUUUCUCUUCCACCAAAACACAGUGUAUUGUUUUCAUUAAAAAGAAGAAGGACCCCCUACCAAUAUUAAAUUUAAUGAAUACACAAUUUCCUUUUGCAAAUAGUAUUCGAAUUGUGGGCCUCAUCUUUGACCACAAACUCACUUGGAGACCUCACUUAAAAAUUAAAAACGGAAUGCCAAUCAAGAACUAA
Molecule: messenger RNA, 795 nt
Organism: Diuraphis noxia (Russian wheat aphid)
Lineage: Eukaryota; Metazoa; Arthropoda; Insecta; Hemiptera; Aphididae
Source: RefSeq, a predicted model, not a curated record